GAUCUCUUGUGUUUAUGUAUGGCGGCGUCCAUCGUUGUGAAAUAGUUAACAAUCCAAACACCUCGCUGUAAUGGGGCUAUUAACGAUUUUAAGAAAGAUGAAACAAAAGGAAAAAGAAAUGAGGUUACUCAUGCUUGGUCUAGAUAAUGCUGGAAAGACGACUAUAUUGAAGAAAUUCAAUGGUGAAGACAUAAGCUUAAUCUCACCUACACUUGGUUUCAACAUCAAGACAUUAGACCAUAGAGGAUUUAAAUUAAAUGUGUGGGAUGUCGGAGGCCAGAAGUCUCUCCGCUCAUAUUGGAGGAACUACUUUGAGAGCACCGAUGGAUUGGUAUGGGUGGUGGACAGUGCAGACAAAAGGCGACUUUUAGAUUGCAAGCGAGAGCUACAUUCCCUUCUACAAGAAGAGAGGUUAAGUGGUGCCACGUUGCUCGUCUUUGCAAACAAGCAGGAUUUACCAGGAGCACUCUCAGCUGAUGAUAUACGACAGAUUUUAGAACUAGACGAGAUCAAAACGCAUCAUUGGCAAAUUUAUCACUGCAGUGCAGUUACAGGCGAGAACUUGUUAGAAGGCAUCGAUUGGGUAAUAGAUGAUAUUGCAUCACGUAUAUUUACAAUGGAUUAAGAAGGUAUGGCCUCAUUAUGUAAAUCCACUGAAGGUUGAAUACAUCUCGAGUUGACAAAUCAAACAUUCUGUUGCUACCGGUAUUCAGUAUCCAUACAUUUACGAAAUUUGUGAUACAUAUAAAAUACCCAGGGAGUUGAGAAUAUAUUCUCAACUCCCUGGGUAUUUUCAGUGUACCAGUGUGUAGAAAUUGAUGCUUAUUAUCAGCAUUGCUAGUAUUAGAUUUAGUCGGAGGAUAUUUAAAUCAAAUUUGUUCUUGUAAUAUCGGUCCAGAGUCUGCUAGAAGUUGUCUACUUUUUAUACAAUCAUAAUUUGUAACAGUUUUGUAAAUAUGAAUAAUUUACUGUAUAUAUAAGCAUAUUAUUUGAAUUCAACUUGUGUACUAAAUAUCCUCACUGAAAUUGUAGUUUUAAGGUUUGUUCUUGAACACAUUUGGCUACGCAUUAUGUAGUUGGCUUUUUCUAGCUCUACCCGUGUAGCCCUUCACUACCGCUACAGGGCUAUAUGACCCACAUCGCUGGGAAACAGCACUGGGAACAACAGUGAAUAUUUAUAGUUUGGUAGGCUAAGCAAUAGCCCGUGAUACAACUGAAAAAUGCUAGCCUGCAAAUGUCCUGACUUUAGCAUGCCACCAAACUCAAUUGAGCCAGAUUGGGCCCUUUAUCAAACGCUAACUAAAAGCUCAAAUACACCACCGUGUGUGAUUUAAAUAGUGGCGGCAUUACUCAGCUGGCACCAGUUAUCCUGCCAUGCAGAAAAGAUUCACUGCCGUUUCCCAGCACGUUUUCCAUGUCAUAUAAACCGGUAGGAGGAGCAAAGGGCUACACGGGUAGAGCUGGUCGAUGAUAAAAUGUUCACGUACAAGAAAACGUGAAAAGAUAAAUUCAAAUUAGUGAAUAUAAUGUUGAACCAUAUAAGUUGAACAUAAGCUAUAGAUUUUUAUUUUGUGUGAAACACAAUCUAUAAAUAAAAAAGAUUGCAGCAUAAA
Molecule: messenger RNA, 1613 nt
Organism: Priapulus caudatus
Lineage: Eukaryota; Metazoa; Priapulida; Priapulimorpha; Priapulimorphida; Priapulidae
Product: ADP-ribosylation factor-like protein 2
Exons: 5
Coding region: 71-625 (184 amino acids)
Biological process (GO): protein folding
Cellular component (GO): microtubule cytoskeleton; cytoplasm
Molecular function (GO): GTPase activity; GTP binding
Source: RefSeq, a predicted model, not a curated record